AUGUGUCUUCAGAAGACCAACGCUGAUGAAGACCUCUUGACACCUCCAGCAUUUCGCAGGUCGGAAGAGACUCCUCUGCACAAUAGGUUUGACAUACUCACCUGGCGGUAUAUGGGAUUCGAAAGUUCAAACCACCCGAGUACUUCAUCUAUAGGAAGGAAGAACCCAAGGUCAGGAUUGAACCCGUUGUAG
Molecule: messenger RNA, 192 nt
Organism: Acaulospora colombiana
Lineage: Eukaryota; Fungi; Glomeromycota; Glomeromycetes; Diversisporales; Acaulosporaceae
Source: the annotation of a GenBank genome assembly